AUGCCGGCGAGCAAUGGCGCGUGGCGGCAAAAAGCUUCUCCGGCGAGGGAUUUGCGGGUGGUGCAGGGGCUCCGGUGGUUCUCGGGCUCUUCCGAGGGCACGGGGAGGUGCAGGUGGAAAGGCGAGAUCGAUGGUGACGGCGGAGGUGGUCGGAAGGGGCGGGUGGAGGCGUGUGCUGCUACCUCUGGGACUUCUGUUUAUAAAGAUGAUGAUGAUGAGGAGAUGGAAGACGCAAUCACUUCCAACGCGGCCCCACCCAAUGUCAUUGAACUUCCAGACGACGACGAAGAUGUGCCACAGAGGCCCACGGGAAGAAAGGGCAGGACUUCGGGCAAGAAGGCGCCAAUUAGCAAGAUGCCCCAGUCGACGCCGGUGACGGAACCAGCUCCAGCUGAUCGGCCGUCUUCACUUUUCGCCGCCCAUCACGUCCAAGAGGACCAAGUGAGCGCCGCCAAAGAAGCUAUACGCCAGGCGAGUCUGAUGAUGGAGCAGAUGAAAGUGGUGUGCGAAACCAGCCAAGCUGCCUAUGAUGCUAGCUCAGCCCUCCAGGCCAAUGUCCAGAAAUCUUGUGAACUUGGAGCUCGGUUUGCCGACUUGGAGCAGAAGCAAAUCCAGCUCAAUCUUGAUUUGGAGUUGGCCAAGACGAAUUUGCAGAAGGCUAAGGAUGAUGCUGCUGAAACAAUGAGACAAGCUUUGGAGAAGAAGGACUCUGAUCUUGCGGCCGCACAGAAAAUGGCAGAAGACAAAACGACACUCGCCGACAAGAAGCUGGCUUCAGUCGGAAAGCUGGAGGAAGAGAACACCAAAUUAAAGGCUGCUCUUGAUGAAGCCAACAAAGAGGUGACUCGACUCAAGAAGGACAAAGGGACCCUGACUAACAAGGUGGAAGACAUCUCCCGCAAGAGAGACGAGCUGGAGAAUUAUCUGGGAGAACUCGCCAAGAAGUUAUUCCUCAUGCUUGAAGAAUUCUGUCAAAACUUCGAGGCAGAGACUAGUCAAAUCGAAACGAGCUUGGACCCCAUCAACUCCCCUGUCAAGGAUGAAGCUGCCAUUAAUGUGCUCUGA
Messenger RNA from Aegilops tauschii subsp. strangulata, 1065 nucleotides. The record is from RefSeq and is a predicted model, not a curated record. Lineage: Eukaryota; Viridiplantae; Streptophyta; Magnoliopsida; Poales; Poaceae.